Manihot esculenta (cassava) is the source of this 897-nucleotide messenger RNA. Its product is annotated as L-2-hydroxyglutarate dehydrogenase, mitochondrial. Lineage: Eukaryota; Viridiplantae; Streptophyta; Magnoliopsida; Malpighiales; Euphorbiaceae. Gene Ontology annotation, molecular function: (S)-2-hydroxyglutarate dehydrogenase activity; (S)-2-hydroxy-acid oxidase activity. Bases 1 to 897 code for a protein of 298 amino acids. The record is from RefSeq and is a predicted model, not a curated record. Gene Ontology annotation, cellular component: mitochondrion. The transcript has 3 exons.
AUGAGGAAGACGCUUAAGCACAGAAUUCGAAGCUUCAAAAUAAGAAUAAGCUCAAUUUUAGCACCAAGAGAGAAGGCAGAUUGUGUGGUGAUAGGAGCAGGUGUCGUGGGCGUAGCACUAGCGAGAGAGCUUGCUCUCAAGGGUAGAGAGGUAUUAGUGGUGGAUUCCGCCUCAAAAUUUGGUGCCAAUACCAGCUCUUGCAAUAGCCAAGUCAUUCACGCUGGCAUCUAUUACCUGCCCAAUUCCCUCAAGGCUUUGUUUUGCGUGAGGGGAAGGAAGUUGCUCUAUUCUUAUUGCCCUGAACAUGGGAUUCUAUACAAACACAUGGGCAAACUCAUAGUCGCUACUUCACCUGCAGAGAUUCCAAACUUGUAUCAACUAAUGAAUCGUGCAGCUCAGAAUGGUGUGGACGGCUUGAGAAUGUUGGAGGGUUUUGAAGCCAUGAAAAUGAAACCUCAAUUGCAAUGCCUCAAGGCUUUAUUUUCCCCUGUUUCUGGGACUGUUGAUGUGCAUUCUCUUAUGCUCUCUUUAAUGGUAAUGAAUACCUUUUGCUUUUUUCCUUCAAACCCCACCAUGUUGCAAAGCAAAUCCCAAUCUAGACCCUAUUCGCAAUCACUGAUUUUGCCCCUUCAGCCUUUGUUGGUUGCAAGCCGUCGGCCUCGUUGGCCUUGCAUGUACAUUAACGGUAAGAAUGGAUGGAAGUUUUUAUAUUUAGAGGGAUAUGAAGCGAUUCUGAUUCAAAUUUUUGCUUGCUGUGGAGAAUUCGAGUUCUGGGUACUAAGUAGAAGUGAAGGGGCGGAGAUUGACGGUGGCUGUGAAGUAUUUGGUAGGGAUUUGACUUUGGCGUGUGCUUUUGUCAAAGUGGGCAUUUGUUUCUUGUUCUGUAGUGGAAUUUAA